Molecule: messenger RNA, 672 nt
Organism: Linum tenue
Lineage: Eukaryota; Viridiplantae; Streptophyta; Magnoliopsida; Malpighiales; Linaceae
Source: the annotation of a GenBank genome assembly
AUGAUCGUCGACUCAUCGCCUUCCUCUUCGGAGGGAAACCAUCUGACGUCGAACCAAAAUGCGGACAAGGCCGUGCAACCUUUCACAUAUGCCAAGGAGGUCAUAGGAUUACAAAGUCUACAACCGACUCCGCUGUGUACAACAACUUGGACCCCCGUGGGCGAGCACGACCUGAUUCGGGGGGAGAAGGAUGACGAACCAACCCUGAGUAUUUCUCCACAAUUCAAACACAAGAUCUGUGCCCCGUGGCAACGCUCCCUGGUGGUGCGAUUACUCGGAACCAAAAUUGGAUUUACUACGCUCUGCUCCAGGCUUCGUGGGUUGUGGAAGCCAACAGGAACGUUGGAGAUUCGGGAUCUCGACUACGACUGCUUCUUGGUUAAGUUGGAUAAUGAGCAAGACUACUUUCGGGCAUUGACAGAGGGACCAUGGAUGAUCUUCGAUCACUACUUGGUGGUUCAGCAGUGGUCACCUAGCUUCAAGGUGUCUGAUCCGCUUCCGAGAACAAUGAUCGUCUGGGCGCAACUUCCAGCUCUUAAGAUCCAUUUCUAUCACAGGGAAGUCCUGACGACAUUGGGGAACCUAAUCGGUAGAACCAUUAAGCUGGACUACCACACGCUGAACCAAGAACGUGCAAAAUUCGCUCGCAUCGCUGUUGAAGUGGACCUAUAG